Cladocopium goreaui is the source of this 2459-nucleotide messenger RNA. Lineage: Eukaryota; Dinophyceae; Suessiales; Symbiodiniaceae. The record is from the annotation of a GenBank genome assembly.
CAGCGAAUGGUUUCACCGUUGCGCCAUCAGCGCUUUUCUGGAGCGCCGCCUUGAUGGAGGACGUGAAAUACCACAUCCUCUACUGGGAGGGCGAAAGUCCCCAUGGCAUCUUUCUCGAGACCGAGAGGGAGCUCACCGCCCAGAGCCGGAAGCGCGACGGUCCCGGGCGCUGCUUCUGUUGUGGCCACGUCGCCGACAGCUGGAGGCACCGCAUGGACAACAUGCAGAUCUCGUUGCGGCUCUGUGAGGAUCCCAACGGGAAGCACUUCCGACAGGAUGUAGAUGGCUUCCACCUGCUAUCUCCCAAGAUGGGAAUCUCCUACCACCUGAGUGAUUUCGGCAACUACCUAUGGUCCAUGGACGAGAAGUGCCCCACCGAAAAUCACAUCAUCGGCACGGCGCUGAAAGUCCUGAAGAAGGAGGUGUUACCAACGACCUGUGGGGUGAAGGUGUCGACAUGGAAUACUGCAGAAGGCUGGCAGAGAUGGCUGGAAGACAAGGUCUGUGAGUUGCGCACGGGAGCCGAACAACGUGGCGGCGUGAGCGUAGGACUGAUUUUGGAUAAAGAUGGCUUCGAGGUGGGUUCCUGUGGCAUCUCCCAUCCCUACUUCGCCCACGCAACGGAGAAGCCCAUCCGGGAGAUCCUGGUGGCGCUCGGCGGGCCGGGAGGCAUCGACGAUGCGGUCAUGAAGGUCCUGGAGCAGCGCGGCGAUGGUCAUGGACUCCACCUGGGCUUGAUGCGAGUGAAGCUGCCAGGCGGCCUGCACCACUCCUGUGUGGCGCUGAAUGACUUGCUGCAGUUCCAUGACAAAGGCUACUUGUAUCCCAUCAUGGAAGACAACCGUUUCCUCCGGAACUCCUACCAGAAGUGGAGAACUCAUCUCAGCAGAGCCGUGAGUGCCUGGGCUGAGCCCGGGUCUUCGGCGGAGGAGAAGACUGAGGCCUUGCGGCACUUCAUCCGCAACUUCCAGUCGCAGCAAACGGCGAAGCAUGCGAAGAACGGGGACGCGUGGAAGGGGUUCACUUGGCCCCAGGUCGUGGCGGCUCCGGCCACCUACGUGGCCACCGUCAGGGACGCCGAGAACUAUGUGAGCCGCCUGCAAGCGCAUGGCACCCUGCCUUCAGGAAAGUGGCCCUUUCGGCUGCGCGGCUGUUUGGAGAGCAUUGAGCCUGGCAAAGCCAUAGACAUCCUUCGGGUCGUUCAGUUGAAGAAGGUGGAAGCGCUGUGCAAGGGUUAUGAUUAUGACCCAUGGCACGAGCUCUGCGAGGAUCUGGACGCCGCCAUCGCCGCGGCGGCCUUGGCGCCGCGGCCCGCGCCGCCGCGCGCACCGGCGCCGACGCCGAAGGACGUGCAGACGCUGCUGGUGCAGUGCUGGGAGGGCCUCGAGCGGUUCGAGACGAAGGAGGACGAAGGCCGUCCUCCAGGUGCGACGCAGCUGGAAUUGGGCGCCUUGAACCGUUUGAGCUGCAGAGAUGCCAUGCUGAUGCUGAAUCGCCUCAGGGCCCAGAAGCCCCAUGUUCUCCAAAAAAGGCCGGCGGAUGCCAGGUCCACCGCAGGCUUGGCGCAGCAUGCGGCGAUGUUUCAUGCGUUGCGUUCGGGGCGCUCGGGGAUGCAGCUCCACUCCGCACUGCUAGGCAUGCUAGAACGGAAAGGGCAACGUCAGAAGCGAACUCGGGCCAGUGGAAGCCGGCAGAAGACAAGAGCCAGCAUUGGCAACAGCAGCGAGGCCGAGCGGAAGACAACAGCCAGCAUUGGCAACAGCAGCGAGGCCCCGAAGAAGACAACAGCCAGGAUUGGCCACAGCAGCGGGGCCGAGCGGAAGACAACAGCCGGCAUCGGCAACAGCAGCGAGGCCCCGAAGAAGACAACAGCCAGGAUUGGCCACAGCAGCGGGGCCGAGCAGAAGACAACAGCCAGCAUUGGCCACAGCAGGGAGGCCCCGAAGAAGACAACAGCCGGCAUUGGCCGCAGCAGGGAACCCUCGCAGAAGAGAAGAGCCACCGUUGGCCACAGCAGCGGGGCCGAGCAGAAGACAACAGCCAGCAUUGGCCACAGCAGGGAGGCCCCGAAGAAGACAACAGGCGGCAUUGGCCACAGCAGGGAGGCCCCGAAGAAGACAACAGCCGGCAUUGGCCACAGCAGAGAGGUCCCGAAGAAGACAACAGCCAGGAUUGGCCACAGCAGCGGGGCCGAGCGGAAGACAACAGCCAGCAUUGGCCACAACAGGGAGGUUGGAGCUGGAGCUGGCGCAGCAGUUGGCACAGCAACUGGGAGGAUGACGGCGACGACGAUCAGGUGCCGAUAGGCCAGUGGAGAAACCGCUGGCCAUCAGAGCCGCUUUGUCCUGCGCCAGGGCCGGCCCAUCCCCCACCAUCAAAUCCGCGGCCGUCGGAGCCAUCAUAUCCACCAAUGCGCCGGACGCCCGCGCCGCCGCCAUCCCCGCCGCAAGUCCGGCGCC